ACCUAGUUUAAUAAAGCAUGGGCAAGAAAAGCAGAAUCGCGGUGGAUAAACCCUCCGUUGAUAAAAAAGACAGCUUUCAGCUGCAAGAUAUACUUGAUUUAGGCGGAGAUAAGGAUGACUUGGAGCUUCUUCAAGACGUUGAUGAUGAAGAUGAAGAGGAGGCUUUGGAUGGGAAUGAACACGAUUAUGAAUCAGAACCUGUGAGAAGGGAUGAGGUAAAAGCAUUAAUAGAGGAACUUGGUUUGAAGAAAUACAGAUUCAGAAGUGAAGAAGAUGGAAAUGGUAAAAAAGAAAAAAAGAAAAAACUUUUGGUCAUGCCUGGAUUUGAAGAGCAGAAAGAUGAAGGAAAACCUCCACCUGAAACACAGAAGAAGACUAAAAAUAAAUUUAAAGUCCAAGUAGCUGAAGUCAGUAGUACAACACUGAGCCAAUCAGAUGACACAGAAGUGAAGGACUAUAUUAAUUCAUACACACAAAGAAAGUAUUUAUUGGUUAAGCCUGGUGGAAAGUGGUUUGAUAAUCAGUUUGAAAAUGAUCCUGUUGAGUUUGAGGCAGCCUCCAAAGAAACGAUAAAAUGUUUGGAAGAGUUUGCAUCUAGGAUUCUCCAGGAUGAGGUUACCAUAUAUAAUAAACAAAAAGAUGUGAGGAAAGGUUCAGAUGCAAAAUGGAUGAAGACAGUAGUGUCCUCUGGAACAUUGGCCGACAAGAUGGCAGCACUGACCAUACAAAUUCAAGACAGUCCUGUUCAUACUCUCCCUAGCCUUGAUUUGCUGAUCAAUAUGGCAAAGAAGAAAGGCAAAAGAGAAUGCAUGCUGGCAGUAGAUACUUUGAGAGAACUGUUUAUCUCAGAUCUCCUCCCAGAUAGAAAACUGAAACCUUUUGAGCAGCAUCCCUUAAGCCAGCUUGCCUCCCUGACCAGUGGGAACAAGGAUGCGCGGGACAAGAGACUGGUCAUGUGGUACUUUGAGGCUCAGCUCAAGUCCAGAUAUGAGACAGUUGUCAAAGCCUUGGAGCACAUAGCACAUGACACCAUUCCAGUAACAAAAAAGAAAGCUCUUAGUACAGUAUUUGAACUGCUUGUAAACAAACCAGAGCAAGAAAAGGCCCUGUUGUGCUUACUUGUUAACAAGCUAGGGGAUCCUGACUAUAAGAUAGCAGCCAAAGGAGCACAUCUACUGUCUAGACUGGUUGACAGGCAUCCCAACAUGAAGACUGUGAUUGUUUUAGAAGUGGAGAGGCUUUUGUACAGACCCAAUAUAUCUGUCAAAGCUCAGUAUUAUGCUAUAUGUUUUCUGAACCAGCUGAGGUUGAACCAUGACCAGGCACAGCUGGCUGGAAGACUGAUUGGUGUCUACUUCUCAUUCUUCAAGGCAUUUGUUAAGAAAGGAGAAGUUGACAGUAAAAUGUUAAGUGCCUUGUUGACAGGAGUUAAUAGAGCAUACCCGUUUGCUAAAGUGGACAAGACAACCAUUGAGGAACAUGUGGGCACCUUGUACAAGAUAGUUCACAUUGUGAAGUUCAGUACAAGUAUCCAGGCAUUAAUGUUGCUGUAUCAAGUCAUGGAUUCCAGUGACAGUCUUUCGGACAGAUACUACAGUGCUCUCUACAGGAAAAUGGUGGAUCCAGAAUUGAAGACGUCCUCCAAGCAGACUCUGUUUCUCAAUCUGCUGUUCAAAAGCAUGAAGAAGGAUGUGUCUGAUAAAAGAGUUAAGGCUUUUGUAAAAAGACUGCUUCAAGUUUGUCUAUAUCAGACGCCACCAUUCAUCUGUGCUGCAUUAAUUAUACUCUCUGAGAUACUGAAGUUAAAACCACAGGCACUGCAGCUCAGCCACAUGGCAGAGGAAUUAGAUGAGGAUGAAGAGGAACAUUUUCAAGAUGUAAGGGAGGAAGGAGACGAAGGUCAGGAAACCAGUGACAAGACUAAUGAAGAGCCAAGUGAAAAUUCUAUCAGCAAACCAGUAAAGAGCUCUUGGGUCCAUAGGCAAAAUUUGGGAGUGAAGCAGGAGACUGUAGAUUAUGAUCCCCACCAUAGGAAUCCUCUGUACUGUAAAGCUGAUGCUGCCAGUGAGGUGGAACUGAAGCAGCUAGCACAGCACUAUCACCCCUCUGUGGCCUUGUUUGCACAGAAAGUGCUGCAAAGAGAAUUGGUGUCGUAUCCAGGGGAUCCUCUUCAGGAUUUUACUCUCAUCAGAUUUCUAGACAGAUUUGUGUUUAGAAAUCCCAAGAAGAAAACAACAGCUGAAGUGACCGGUGGUAUAAUGAACCGUAAGCAGCGGGGGUAUCAGCCCCAGGGUCUGAAGGCAGUACCAGUGAAUAGUGAGAAAUACUUGGAGAAGGGGGAGGAGGGUGUCCCAGUGGAUGAAAAAUUCUUUUAUAGGUAUUUUAGUGAAAAGGCAUCCAAAAAGAAGGAGGUAGAUGAUGAAGAUAGUGAUGCUGAAAGCGUCAGUGAUGAGGAGUUUGAUGACUUUUUAGAUUCUUAUGAGAAACAAUUUGACAUGGACCAAGAUGUAGAGUUUGACUUUGCAGGUGAGUUUGGAAAACAAACAAACAAGAAGAAAAAUUUAAAAUUGCACCAAACCAUUUUUUCUCCAGAUGAAGCUGCCAUAUCAAAAGCAACUGAUCGGAAACAAAAUAAACGACAUUCAGCAGAUGACUUUUUUAGCGGAAAGGGGUCAAAGAGAAAGAAAUCAGAAUUUGACACUUCUGGGCUGUUUGCUGCUGCUGAGGAAUUUGCCCAUCUUAUUGAUGAGAAUGCCAGCUCCAAGUUAGAUCUGAUUAGCACGGAGGCUAUGUCAAACAAAGAUAAUGCAGGUGUGAAGCAGUUGAAGUGGGAAGCAGACAGGGACCUCUGGGUGCAGGGUCGAGACUGGAGGACAAAGAAGAGACAACAAAGAGGUGCAAAACACAGAGGACAGUUUGCUGGAAAUAAACCCAAAAAACAACAGUUUAAGGGCAAAAAGAAGUCAAAGAGUAAAAGAUAA
This is a messenger RNA of Lingula anatina, 2981 nucleotides long. Its product is annotated as CCAAT/enhancer-binding protein zeta-like. Gene Ontology annotation, cellular component: nucleus. The record is from RefSeq and is a predicted model, not a curated record. NCBI's taxonomy places the organism in Eukaryota, Metazoa, Brachiopoda, Lingulata, Lingulida, Lingulidae.